Molecule: messenger RNA, 4117 nt
Organism: Rhinichthys klamathensis goyatoka
Lineage: Eukaryota; Metazoa; Chordata; Actinopteri; Cypriniformes; Leuciscidae
Gene: waplb
Product: WAPL cohesin release factor b
Exons: 20
Coding region: 282-3809 (1175 amino acids)
Biological process (GO): regulation of chromosome condensation
Source: RefSeq, a predicted model, not a curated record
ACGCGAAAACGUGAAGGAGGGGGAACGCGAAUGGAGGCCGUUGGUGUUUCAGAGCCGAAACAAUUGAGGGAGAAAUACAUGAGGAAAACUCAAAUAGCAAGCCUGUGAAUUUUUAUAUUUAGUUAUAUCGAAACUCAUAUCUCAUAUACACGUAUAAAUGUGUCGGUGGAGGUCGUGAGGCAGUGCGUGUCAGUAUUUAGUGUUUGUUUAUAGUAUUAGUGGAACUCAAAGGCCCGGAUUCACUCUCUUCACCAACCUGGGAAUAUGAGACGGAUGCCACAAUGACGUCUAGAUUUGGAAAAACAUACAGCCGAAGAGGAGGAGAUGGGACCUCCAAGUUUGACGAGGUUUUGUCCAAUAAAAGGGCCACACUCAGCACCAAAUGGGGUGAGACGACUUACAAAGCCAAGGUGGGAGCAAAGAGGCCUGGUUUAAAGACCGAGUUGACAGAUCAGACCAAGAGGUCCAAGGUCUCAGAAGGUGAUGGCUCAGAGGAUCCGUUCGGAUUCGACAGUGACGACGAAUCCAAGCCGGUCACGUCUCGUAGCGUAGCCCAGUCUAAACCCAAAGUGACGUCCACAGGGGGCUCCCAGGCCAGUCUGACGCUGGAGCCCAACAGCAGGGUGAACCAGCCUGCCAGUGUGGAGGCCGUGGCCCCCAGCAGGGCCCCUUUCACUCUCAGCAGUGAGAGAAGUGCUCACAAAGUUCCAGAGGACCCUGGGAAAUUUUUUAAUACCUCUACCACAGGGAAGACCCCGAAUUGGUCCACUGAGAGCACUGACCACCACAGCUAUUCAUGGUACAAAAACCCUUCUGAAAGCGACACGAGACCUUAUGCUCAGACCACCACGUUAAAGUCUGAAAAAACAGAUGACAAGGAUUCUUAUGAUGCCUGGAGCGCUGUGGUCGGACUGGGGGCACGCUCCACAUCCCUCUUUACCGGACAUAAAAACCCUCCAUCUACCUUGUGGGCAUCUAGUAGUUACAGUCGCAGCAACAUUCAGGGCACAUCCUCCACUGAGACUCGGUUAGAAGAGUUUGCCCAAGGGAACUUUAAUGUUCCUGUUGAGCCAUCUGAAAGCGAGGACCACUCUCAGUCUGUUCUCAGGGCGUCCAACUGCAGAACGUAUUGCAGACCCAGUAAAGGCAAACAGCCUGGUGGAGCUGAUGGGAGUGGAAGUGCUUCCAGUCAUAGCUCCAUGGAAACGUUGCAGAACAGCGGGGCCGAAAAUGCUGGUAAAACGACGAGUAGAGGUCGGACGAGAGACUACACAGUGCUGCACCCGUCUUGUGUUUCCAUGUUUAACGUCACCUUCCAGGACUCCAUGGACCGCAGUAUGGAGGAGUACAUGGCCAGCGCCCCAGCGGCUACUCCAGGAGAUGCAGGAAGACUGAAGAAGAAAACCGAGAUAGAAAUCAAACCUCUCAGUCGUUCCAAACCCACACAGAGCAAGAUGAAGAGCAGUAAGCUGGAGCUCUUUGGGUUUGAUGAUGCUGAUGCUGUGGUUGAGGAUGACGACCCUGCUUCAGGAAGCUCUAACUACAGGAUCAAAUACUUUGGCUUUGAUGAACUCAGUGAUAGUGACAGUGAGGAAGACGAGGGAUCCUCUGAAAGAAGGAAAGCCAAGAGGAAGGCUGCGGCAGCUGUAGCAGUGCCACUGGCGUCUAUAGAGACAGAUGUUGACAGUCCUCAGCCCAUGGAGAUGCAGGACUCUCAGAGCAGUCACACUGCAGAUGACAGUCACUGCCUUAAAGAUGAUCCUCUGGAGUUCCCAGAGGUCCCCUUCCCGUUUGAAACAGUGAGGAAACCUCAGGUCAAAGCUCAGGAGAAAGCCAAGGAGGGCAGCAGGAAGAUCUUCAGUGGACCCAAAAAGUCGCCUACUAAAGCUGUGUAUAAUGCAAGACACUGGAACCAUCCAGAGCUAGAAGAACUGCUACCCACGCCUCCAUCACGAUCUCAAGCUCCUCCAGCUGUUUCAUCAGGAGGCAGUAAAGAGUCGAACUCAAACAAGGACGACGGAGUGUUCAAAGCUCCAGCCCCUCCUCCCAAAGUCACCAAGUCCACCACCAUCCCCACAGAACCUUACCAGGACAUGGUCACUGCACUCAAAUGUAGGAAAGAACACAAAGAGUUGUACACCGUUGUCCAGCAUGUGAAGCACUUCAAUGAUGUGGUAGAGUUUGGCGAGAAUCAGGAGUUCACCGAUGACUUUGAGUAUCUUGCCACUGGUCUGAAGACUGGUCAACCCCUUAACACACGCUGCCUUAGUGUUAUUAGUUUGGCCACGAGAUGCGCCAUGCCCAGUUUCAGGAUGCACCUGAGGGCUCGUGGGAAAGUGGCUCAGGUCUUUAAAACUCUCAGUGAUGCACCUCAACAUUCAAAUCUAGCUUUGUGUACGGCCUCUCUUAUGUACAUUCUCAGCCGAGACCGCUUGAAUAUGGACCUGGAUCGGGCCAGUUUGGAUCUAAUGAUUCGUUUACUGGAAUUAGAACUGGACAAAUCCAUUGCUGAUCAGUUGACGACAAAAGAGAUGAACAAAGUGAAAGAAAAGAUUCGCAAACUCUGCGAAACCGUCCACAAUAAGCAUCUCGACUUGGAGAAUAUCACGACGGGACAUUUAGCCAUGGAGACGUUGUUGUCGUUGACGUCAAAGAGAGCGGGGGAUUGGUUUAAAGAAGAACUCCGGCUUCUGGGAGGCCUGGACCACAUUGUAGAUAAAGUUAAAGAGUGUGUGGAGAACCUGAGCCGAGAGGAUGAUAAGGAGAACCUUGUGGCGUCAUUGUGGGGGGCUGAGAGAUGUCUUCGUGUUCUAGAAAGUGUAACCGUUCACAAUCCAGAAAACCAGGCCUACCUGAUCGCGUACAAGGACUCUCAGCUCAUAGUGUCUUCAGCAAAGGCCUUAUGGCACUGUGAGGAGAUGAUCCAGAGGUACAGUCGAGAGGUGAACAGAGGCCUGUGCUCGUCGGGCACACCGCUACCCUACUGCAGCAACAGCAAUGUGGGGAAAGCCGUAGAAGACUGUAUGCGAGCCAUCAUUGGAGUCCUGUUAAAUCUCACACAUGAUAACGAAUGGGGCAGCACAAAGACAGGGGAGCAGGAGGAGUUAAUCAUCACAGCGCUGAACUGUGUGCUCAGGGUCCCACAGUACCUGCCGCAGGAGCAGAGGUUCGAUAUCAGAGUCCUGGGUCUGGGCUUGCUCAUUAAUCUGGUGGAGUACAGCGCAAGGAACAGACACUGUCUAGUGGAGCUGCAGAUGGAGGGAAGUGAUGUCUGGGACUCCAUGUGUGUGUCUGACAAAGAGGAGUUGCAGACUGAGAGAUCUCUCGGUGCCAUUGCUGCUUUGGUGAAGCUUUUCCUUCAGAGAGAGCAUGCGGCCAUUUUGGCAGAGGCGGAGACAGAUGACUUCAUCAACGAUGCGCCAAAGCCCCAAUUGGAUCAGAGCGGAGAAUGGAAAGAAACCAAUGAAGAGAUUCAGUGGGUGGCUUCAGAGAACAACAACCAAGGACAACAGGACAAGAAGAAAGAGGAGGAGGAUGAGGAACUUGAUCUCAACAAAGCUCUUCAGCAUGCUGGCAAGCACAUGGAGGACAGUAUUGUGGCGUCAUACACUGCACUGCUUUUGGGCUGUCUGUGCCAGGGGAGCCCUAUGAAUGUGACUACUGUGAGGGAGAACCUGCCAAAAGGGGAUUUUUCGGUCAUGACAGAGAUGCUGAAGAAGUUCUUGAAUUUCAUGAACCUUACAUGUGAUGUGGGCACCACGGGGCAGAAGUCUAUCUCCAGGGUCAUUGAUUAUCUGGAACACUGCUAGUGUUUUUCUGGAGCUCCACGCACAGACCUCAGCACACCCCUGCCCAACCCGACACACCUGGAAAACAACCCACCGUCAUCAUCCACCAGUACCUUCCUCAUUCAGACUGUAAAGAAUGAAGUUUAAAGCACAUCACACACGGAACUCUAUUAAAAGGAGCUGUUUUGAUUGAGUUUGUCACAAGUUGUUCAUCCGUUUCGUCUUCAAAUGUUUUCGUCACGGCAUAAUUGUGUUUCUCACAUCACAACCCUCCUUAAUCUGCUGUCUAUUGAUCAGUCGCCUUGGAAGUUCGUUUUCAUUGGCAGAAA